ACGCCAUGACAUUCAUUCAGGCCUCAGCCUGUGGGUGGUUGUGUGUGCGUGCUAUGCCCAUUGGUUUAGUUUCGUUCGUAUUUAUAAAAACCGAUAUGUCAUUUAAGUGGAAUGAUGAAACUGUGUUGCAACUUAUUAAUUAUUUUCAAGAUAAUGAAAUUUUGUGGAAUAUUAAACAUGCAGAUCACAAGAAUAGAAGUAAAAGGACCGUCGCACUCAACAGCAUUGCGAUUUCAUUUGGCAUUGACAGAACUGAAGUAGAGAGAAAGUUAAAAAAUGUAACGUCACAUUAUUUUCGUGAAAAGAAGAAAGUUGAAGAGUCUGCAACCGCAGCCGACGGACUUAGAUACGAAUCAAAGUGGUUUGCUUACAAACCAUUGCAAUUCUUACGAGGCAAAAAUAAAUCCCAUGAAACACUAAAUAGUGAAAUUACAGGAUCACAAAAGAAAGAUGAAACGUCUUGUUCCCGAAACAAAAGAUGUAACCAUGAUGGAGACAGCGAUAUUAGUGAACUAUUAAAAGUUUUAAAAGAUAAUAUAUCAGCGACAAAGCCUGUUCGCGAUGAUGCUUCACUUUUCGGAGAUUACAUAGCAAGCAAAAUACGUAAAAUGGAUCCAACCACCACAUCGACAGUAGAACAUCUUAUUCAAAAUAUUAUUUAUCAAGCUGAGCUAGGAAAUUAUUCUCACGGAUCAUCAACUCAAGUUUCGAACUCUCCCGAAUGUUCAGGAAAGGUCGGAUUCACUACUUCUUCAACAAAUUUUGAUGACAACGACGAUAACAAUAUUUCAGAUACAAAAGAUUUUAUUAAAGAUGUUUAAUAUAAUAUACAUAACAUUUUUUAUUUUAUAUUAACAACAAAUUAUUAAAUGAAGACACACAACACUACUAAUAUACUUUUUUUGAGAAGGGAAAAUCAUGGAAGUGU
Spodoptera litura is the source of this 928-nucleotide messenger RNA. RefSeq lists its product as uncharacterized. Lineage: Eukaryota; Metazoa; Arthropoda; Insecta; Lepidoptera; Noctuidae. The record is from RefSeq and is a predicted model, not a curated record.